AUGGCGGCAGAGCCCCGGCGCCCGUGGGCCCAGGCGCGCAGCGCGUACGGUGCCAGUGAGGCGCUGCGGCGCGCGGUGGGCCGCCGGCCGGACCCCGGGCCGCAGCCCCACAGGCCGAGCCCCAACGAAGCCCGCGCCCCAGGCCGCCUGGCGCGCCCGCGGUGCCAGCUCCGGGCUGAGGCGGCGGCGCGGGCCGACGCGCCCCGGCUGCCACGGCUGGUGGAGCGCGCGGGGGCCGCGGCGGGGGCCGGGAAGCCUGAGGAGGCGCGCAGCCGCGGCUCCGUGUGCUCUGUGUGCGGGGAGCCGCGCGGCGGGGCCACCUACCCGGCGGGCGUCUUGGAGGUGAGCGAGCGGCAGCUGCAGGAGGGCCUGGCGGCCGUGCGCGCCGAGCUGGGCGCGGGGCUGGAGGCGCUGCGCGCGGAGCUGCGGGCCCAGAUGGACGCCCUGCGCGCGCUGCUGCCGCCUCCGCCACCCGCUCCCCGCGAGCCCCGCGUUCCUCGCGGCCCGGCCCUGCUGCGGGCGCUGGGCACCGUGAAUGCCCUGGCUGCGGGCGCGAGGCCCACCGACAACGCCUCGGACAGCCCGGCCGACGGCGGCGCGAGCCGGGCCCCGGCCCGGAAGAACCUCAAGAAGACCCCGCCCGGGGCCCCGCAGGGCGGCGGGGAUUAA
Balaenoptera musculus (blue whale) is the source of this 669-nucleotide messenger RNA. Its product is annotated as protein FAM246B-like. The transcript has a single exon. The record is from RefSeq and is a predicted model, not a curated record. The coding region runs from base 1 to 669 and encodes 222 amino acids. Lineage: Eukaryota; Metazoa; Chordata; Mammalia; Artiodactyla; Balaenopteridae.